Molecule: messenger RNA, 2208 nt
Organism: Malassezia japonica
Lineage: Eukaryota; Fungi; Basidiomycota; Malasseziomycetes; Malasseziales; Malasseziaceae
Product: alkaline phosphatase
Exons: 1
Coding region: 1-2208 (735 amino acids)
Source: RefSeq, a predicted model, not a curated record
AUGGCCGCGGACGCCAAGCGAUCGUACGCCGACGCGGCGAAGGAGGCGCUUGCCGCCGACCCGCCAAAGGAUGGCGCUCAGGACGAGAGCAAAGACACACCGCUUAAGACGCCGCAGCUCGUGCAGGAGCUGCCGCACGAUGCCGCGCAGCUCAUCAAGGAGCCGCGCGUCGCCUCGGCCGCCCUCGCUCUCGAGACCGCCGCAAGCAUCCUGUUCCGCCUCGUGGUGUUUGUGUUCCUGCGUGUGAUCCCGGGCAAGUUCGCUUUCAAUGCCAUCUACCUGUUUGGCGCCUAUGCUCUGGCAUGGAGCGUGUACGAGCUCUCGCUCUGCGCACGGGGACAGUAUGCGCAAGCCUCGCCGAAAGAGGGCGUGCUCGCUUUUGUCCUGGGGCGCUCGACGCGCGACCGCCGUGUGAAUCUCGCGCAGCUUGCCGUGCACACGCUCUUGCUCCUGCUGUUCCUGGACAGCUACUAUUCGCCCUACAUGUUUCCGUCGUACCGCGAAUCGCACCUGCGGUUUGCGCGCAUCGGCGCGCUGUCGCCCACGUCGGCGACGCUGCAUGUGCGCUAUCCCCAUCCGCUGCCUGUGCUCGACGGGCUCUGGGAGAACGACAUCGAGGGCGGCGUAUUGCAGGACGCUAGCAAGCUCGACGAGACGCCGGUGCGUGUCGUGUGGCGCGCCGCGCCGGAGCUCGACGUGAGCGCCCAGGACAUGCUGCGCGCGGGUGCGACGGUGCGCGAAUCCCGCCGCUGGGAGCGCGGCCCGCUCCUCAAGCUCACGGAGAAUGCCGAUUGGACAGCGACGGCGACACUCCGCGACUUGUGGCCUGCGACGCGGUACGAGUGGCGCCUCGCAUUUGUGCAUAACAACACGUUUGCGCCCCUGCCCGAGCGCCCGGUGCCGUUUGUAACGUGGCCGGAUCCCCGCCUGUCCAACUUCCUCAAGACCAAGCGCCAGGCGCCGUCCACAGACCGCGCACCGCUCGACGAUCCGAACCACUUUACGUUCGCGUCGAUCUCGUGCGUCAAGCCCGACUUUCCCUACCACCCUGCGCAGUUCUACGGCUGGAACUGGCUUUUGAAGGCGCUUGGUAUCGGAGCCAAGCAGGGCGGCAUUGCGCAGCGCAACCGGAUUCGCGGCUUUGACCUGAUGGCCGACCGCCUCGCGAGCGGCGCACGGCCGGGCAUCCGCUUCCUGCUCGAGCUUGGCGACCUGAUCUACGCCGACGUACCGCGCUACGAGGGGCCGUCAGUGGAUGCGUACCGCAAGCUGUACCGCAACCUGUUUGCUUCCAAGUCGUUCCAGCGCAUCUACUCCAAGAUUCCCGUGUUUGGCAUCUACGACGACCACGAGAUUGUCAACAACUGGAGUGGGGGGGGAUACGGCGCAGAAGACGCGAGCCCGAGCGACCAGGUCGCGAAGGACUAUGAGCGCCACCCGUCGCCGCCGCCGGGCCUGCCGGGCGGCCUCCAGGCUUGGGACGAGUACGUGGGCAACGCGAACCCCGAGGCACUCGCCAAGGGCGAGCACUUUUUCUCGUUCCAGUACGGCGACUCGGCCUUCUUUGUGAUGGACACAAGGAAGCACCGCGUGCACCCCAGCUACCCCGGCGAAGAGCGCUCGACACUCGGUGUGACGCAGCGCGAUGCACUCCUCUCGUGGCUCAGCCAGGUGAACAGCACGGCAACGUUCAAGUUCCUCGUCUCCUCGGUGCCGUUCACCACGCUCUGGGGGGGUCCUUUGGACUUUGACGGGCGCAAGGACGGGUGGUCGGCGUAUGCGGAAGAGCGCAAGAUGAUUCUCGACGUCAUCCAGUACGUCCCGAACGUGAUCAUCUUGAGUGGCGACCGCCACGAGUUUGCCUCGGUGAGCUUCCGUGACUCGGUCGUCGAGUUCAGUACCAGCCCGCUCUCGAUGUUCUACAUUCCCGUCCGCACGCUUUCACAGGAGCACUCGAUCGAUCCCCCAGGCGAGGAGCUGCUGCUCAAGUACAUCCCGGAUGGCAACCACAAAUGGACUGAGCUCGAGGUCGACACCCGCGACCCCCAGGAGCCGGUGGUCCGCACCACCGUAUUUGUGGACGGCAAGGAGGCAUGGCGCCUGGCGGUGCAUGGCCGUCCUGUGCGCCGCACGCAAGGCGCUCUGGGUUCGCUCGCCAAGAGCUUGAUGGAGCUUCUCGGAUUCCGUAAUUUGCGUUGGUUUGAUUAA